Messenger RNA from Ipomoea triloba (trilobed morning glory), 1754 nucleotides. RefSeq names its product F-box/FBD/LRR-repeat protein At1g13570-like. Gene Ontology annotation, molecular function: protein binding. Lineage: Eukaryota; Viridiplantae; Streptophyta; Magnoliopsida; Solanales; Convolvulaceae. The record is from RefSeq and is a predicted model, not a curated record. Bases 260 to 1537 code for a protein of 425 amino acids. The transcript is spliced from 4 exons.
UCUAGUUCAGCCCUUCAGCCCUGCGAGCGAGGCUGCGACUAAGCCGUCUCUCCUGUCUCUCCACCGCGAUUCUCCAGUCUCCACUCAGCUCCACCGGUGGCCGGCCUUAGUCUUCUCCGUUUGGCGUCUACUACUCUGCUCCACGGCUAAUCUUCAAGAGGAAUAGCAUUCUAAUCUUCAAAGGCCCAAACAUCAGAGUUGAAGAAUAGAACGAUUUAGGUUUCGAUUUCGACCGACGCCUCAUUGUUGUUUCAAUUUAAUGGCUUGGCGACUCAAAGCCGUACCGGAUGCAAGUAGGGAUUUAAUAAGUCAGCUGCCUUUAGAGGUAAAGGACAGAAUUUUGGGGUUUUUGCGCACCCCAGAGGCCGCCAGAACUGCUAUGCUCUCAAAGCACUGGAAUGAUGUUUGGUUGCAGCAUGGGCAGCUUACGUUCGAUUGGGAAUUCUUGCAUAGUGUCCGAAAGUGCUUUGAAGAUGAAGGUAGAACCCUCGUGAAUAUAAUCAAUAAUAUCCUCUUUCUCCGUGCUGGGCCGGUUAAGAAAUUUACUCUACAGAUUUCAUGUGAUGAUCCUACGCCGCAGCAGUCUGAUGUUGAUAGGUGGUGUCUAUUUUUGUCAAGAAAUGGUGUGGAGGAACUUAAGAUAUGUUUAGAUAGUACUGACGAUUGGGAGGAAUAUAAGCUGCCAUUUUGUUUACUCUCUUGCAGGACAAUUAAGCAACUGAUAGUCCGUGGUCCCUUUAUUGAUUUGCCUGUAAAUGAUUGUGGUAUAUUUUCCAAUGUCACUUCAUUAGCUUUCUUCAAAGUUGAAUUUAAGUGUAGUGUUAGUGGAAUUGCCUCUAGUAUUAAUAUUCCUAAACUUGAGGAGCUGGCUUUCGGAUAUUGUCCAGGGAUCCAUAAGUUUGAGUUCUGUUCUCCUAAGCUUGAAAUUUUGUCUGUUAUUGUUUGUAUGUAUGAUGUGGUUGAGUCGAGAUGGUUGGCGCCACAUUUGAAAGCCAUUAAGACUCUUUGGUUGUGCGGCUCUUCCUUGAUGGAUAUUGAUGUAUCUGUGUUUCCAACUGCAAUAAAUCUGCAAGUAAUGAAGCUAUAUGAAUUAAAUUUUGGUUGUCAGAAGCAACUUGCCAUUGCUAUGCAAUUGCUUCAAAAAUGUCCCAACCUAUGUGAACUGCGGAUAUUUGCGAAUGAGUUCCGUGGGAAGGAUGACCAAGAAGCUGCUUCAAGGCUUUUGGAGGAUCCAGACAGUGGCUUUGUUAUUCAGGAAUUGAAGAUGCUUAACACAAUCAAGAUUGAAUCAUUCAGUGAAUUCGCACUCGAAAUGCUUUUUAUGAAAAUGCUGCUCUCAAGAUCUCCUGCGCUAGAGAGAGUUGUUAUUGUGGACUCUUGGGAUGUGAAUGCCUCGGAGGUGAGAAAAAUCCAAAGGAUGUUGGAAUGCUUCCCUCGUGCAUCUCCAAACGCACAAAUUGUUUGCGCGGGCGAUUACUAUGCGUCUAUGCGUGAUGAUUGGUUGGAUACCCAUGGUUUUAGCCUUUCAGAAAUUUAGUAUGGUGAAUCUCCAUGGGUUCUAUUUUGGUGCAGCUUAGAAAUGUAUGCAAAGGUUGUGUUGUAAGUUGAAAUGUUUUCUAAGUUGUUCAGCAUAAGGUAUUUGUAAUCAGCAAGCAUUCUGGGCAGUUAAGAAUGUUCCUAUAUGAAUGCCAAAAAAAAAAAAAGAAUGUUCCUAUAUUUGCUUUUGUUAAUAAAUUACUUCAAUUAUGCUGCUC